Messenger RNA from Uranotaenia lowii, 2533 nucleotides. RefSeq names its product ESF1 homolog. The transcript has 2 exons. The coding region runs from base 127 to 2484 and encodes 785 amino acids. NCBI's taxonomy places the organism in Eukaryota, Metazoa, Arthropoda, Insecta, Diptera, Culicidae. Gene Ontology annotation, cellular component: nucleus. The record is from RefSeq and is a predicted model, not a curated record. Gene Ontology annotation, biological process: rRNA processing. Gene Ontology annotation, molecular function: RNA binding.
UGCUUGCACGGCACGGCAUGCACGUUCAAUUUUUUCUUGAAUGAACGAAAUUUGGUAGUUUUUCAACAGUCUCGCUUUUGUAACAAAAUCAGAUAAGUCUAAAAGUUUCUCUUGGUACGAGGUAAGAUGGCCAAAUCGAAAAAGGACAAACAGCUGAAAGCAUACGGCACUCAAAAACAGCAACAAUCUUCAAAUGGCAAGGGACAGGCAUCGUCGUCGUCGUCGUCCUCGCAUAUCUGGAACGAUGCCCGUUUCGCGCACCUGGUCAACGAUCCCCGCUUCAAGGGUAUUCCGAAGGCGGAGAAAAAGGUCACUAUCGACAAACGCUUCCAGUCGAUGUUCAACGAUGAGCGGUUCAAUGUGAAGCACACGAUCGACAAGUAUGGUCGGAAGGUGAAACAAGGUGGCAGCGAGGAGUUGCGGAAGUAUUAUCAGGUGGAAUCGAGUGAGGAAGGGUCCUCAACUGGUGAGGAAGAGGUUGAAGAGAAGAAGGUUAAACCUAAGCCUAAGAAACAGGUUGAGAAGAAACCUGCCGUUGCGGAAAAGAGUGAUGAAUCUUCCGGUGAAGAUGAAUCAGAUUCGGAUUCCGAUUCCUUGGAGCUGGACGAGGAAGAAAAGGCAUUUGCCAUGUCGGAUCAAGUCAAAAAUCGUCUAAAGGAUAUGGAGGUGGAUUAUGCCCGUGGGGAGGCCGCUAUAGCGUCGGACAGUUCCUCGGAUGAUGAUGAAGAUUCGGCGGGUGAAGGUGAGGGUGACGAUGAUGAGGUGUUCAUAGAACAUGUUUGGGGUGAGUUGGAUGCGGAUGCUGAAACUACGGACGAGUCCACGGCACGAUUAGCUAUUUGCAAUCUAGAUUGGGAUCGUAUCAGGGCCGUUGAUAUUAUGGUUAUGCUGAGCUCGUUUUUACCAAGAGGUUCCACAAUUUUAAGCGUCACAAUAUAUCCAUCGGAAUUUGGCAAAGAGAGGAUGCGCGAAGAAGAGGAACGGGGACCCCAGGAGCUGACUGGACGGGAUCAGGCAAUCGAUGCACAUUCGGACAGUGAAGAACCGAAAACGGAAGAAGAGCUAAAGGAGGCCCAAAUGGAAAAGUUGCGAGAGUACCAGCUCAAUCGUCUAAAGUACUACUACGCGGUGGUCCAAUGUGAUCGAGUCGAAACGGCCGAUAAAUUGUACAAAGAAUGCGAUGGAGUCGAGUAUGAGAGUACGGCCAACAAAUUGGAUCUGCGUUUCAUUCCAGACGAUAUGGAGUUCGAAGAUGAACCUAAAGAUCGCUGCAUUGAGCUUCCUGAGAUAGGGAAAUACGAACCAAGAGUUUUUACCACGACAGCACUGAAUCAGGCCAAGGUUGAGCUCACUUGGGAUGAGAACGAUGUGGAGCGAAAAGAGUUCAAUGAAAAAAUUCGUACCGGUAAGCUCAGUGAACUGACGGACAUAGAUUUGAAACGAUACGUCGCUUGUAGCAGUAGCGAAGGUGAAGGUGAAGACGAGGAAAGGGAAAUCGCUGAGCCAAGUUCGGAAGAGGAAAAUUCGACAGACGAAGAAGAUGAACCGGAAAGCCAAAAGCUCAGUAAGAAAUCUAAGAAAGAGGACAUGAUUUCAAAGUACAGAGCCCUCCUAGGAGAAAUCAAGGAGCAAGAGGAGCAGGAUAAAACCGAUAAAGUUGAAAUGGAGUUCAGUUGGAAGGUAAACGGUAAAGAGACCGAGGAAGCUAGCGAAAAUGAUUCCGAAUCGGAUUCAGGCAAAAAGAAAGCCGAUAAUGCGAAUCCGUUCGAAAAAAUCCUGGAGAAAGCUAAAGAGAAAAAAAAGCGUCGGAAGGAGCUGAAGAAGAAAAAGAAACGAGGUGAGCUGGACGGCGACAAAGAUCAGGAAGGAAGUGACUCCGAAGACGAUUUACCGUACGGUGUGGACCUGAACGACCCCUACUUCGCCAGUGCCUUCGAUGAAAAAGAGUUUGACCUCAAAAAGUCGAAAAAGAAAGAUAAGAAAAACAAAAGCAAGGAUGAGGACGAAGAAGACGAAGAGGAAGCGGCUAGAAAACGUGCAGAACUUGAACUGAUCUUAGACGAUGCCGAUGACGAUAAAAGUCACUUCAACCUAAAACAAAUCCUAGAAAACGAAAUCGACCUAAAGUCAGUCUCCAAAUCAAAAAGAAAGCGAAUCCUCAAAAAAACUAAAAAACAGAUCGAAGAACAGAAGCAGCAGAAAUCAGCAAUCCAGGGUGGUGAUGAUUUUCAGCUUGACGUUGACGAUAGUCGAUUCAAUGCUGUGUUUGAAAAACCGGAGUUCAACAUCGAUCCAACGAAUCCGGCCUUCAAGAAGACGAAGGGAAUGGAGAAGUUGAUCGAAGAGAAGCUGAAAAAGCGACCCCUAACGAAGGAAGAUCUUCCGAUCGAAUCGUCGGUUGGGCAGCAGGAGGCGAAGAAAGCGAAACGCGAUGUCAGCACCAGUCUUUUGGUUAAAAGUAUCAAAAGGAAGAUAGGAAAGUAGGUGCGCGGUUGUGCUGAGCGGAAAAGUUCAUUUUAAUAAAUAAGUUGAA